Messenger RNA from Diaporthe amygdali, 972 nucleotides. Its product is annotated as ribosomal RNA assembly protein KRR1. Gene Ontology annotation, molecular function: RNA binding. The transcript is spliced from 3 exons. Gene Ontology annotation, cellular component: nucleolus; small-subunit processome. The record is from RefSeq and is a predicted model, not a curated record. NCBI's taxonomy places the organism in Eukaryota, Fungi, Ascomycota, Sordariomycetes, Diaporthales, Diaporthaceae. The coding region runs from base 1 to 972 and encodes 323 amino acids.
AUGUCGACAAAGCACGAGAAAGAUAAGCCGUGGGAUACGGAAGACAUUAACAAGUGGGAGAUACCUGCCUUUAAACGAGAAGACAACAUCGGAGGAACGUUCGCAGAAGAGUCAACUUUCACAGUGCUAUUCCCAAAAUAUCGUGAGGUGUAUUUGAAGGAAGCAUGGCCCCUCGUCACCCGAGCCCUCGAGAAACACGGCGUCGCCUGCACUUUGGAUCUGGUGGAGGGAAUGAUGACAGUCAAGACAACUCGUAAAACAUUUGACCCCGCCGCCAUAUUGAAUGCGCGAGACCUCAUCAAGCUGCUCGCUCGAAGCGUGCCCGCGCCCCAAGCGGUCAAGAUCCUCGAGGAUGGUGUUGCGUGCGAUAUCAUAAAGAUUCGCAACCUGGUUGGAAAUAAGGAGAAAUUCGCAAAACGGCGUCAGCGAAUCCUAGGGCCCAACGGUUCCACCUUGAAAGCGCUGGAGCUGCUCACGUCGACAUAUAUUUUGGUUCAUGGCAACACCGUCAGCGUGAUGGGUCCGUUCAAAUCGCUGAAAGAGGUGCGCAGGGUCGUCGAAGACUGCAUGCACAAUAUCCACCCCAUAUACCUGAUAAAAGAACUCAUGGUCAAGAGGGAAUUGGCCAAGGAUCCAGCAUUGGCGAACGAGAACUGGGAUCGGUUCCUGCCCAACUUCAGGAGAAACCUGAGCAAGAGAAGAGUGCCGCACGUAGUCACGGACAAGAGCAAGAAGACAUACACGGCAUUUCCCCCUGCGCCGGAGAAGAGCAAGCUGGAUCUCGAGAUCGAAGAUGGCACGUACUUCAUGGGCAAGCAGGCAAAGGAGCGAGCCGCAAAGACUGAAAGGGAAGAGAAGGCCAGGCAAAGGAAAGAGGACAAGAAGCGGGAGCGAGAGCAAGAGUUUGUCCCACCAGAGGAGCCUGGUUCGAAGCCCAAGAAAAGGAAGAAGAAUAAGGAGACCUCGGUUUGA